Messenger RNA from Cordyceps fumosorosea ARSEF 2679, 585 nucleotides. Its product is annotated as Trimeric LpxA-like protein. NCBI's taxonomy places the organism in Eukaryota, Fungi, Ascomycota, Sordariomycetes, Hypocreales, Cordycipitaceae. Gene Ontology annotation, molecular function: dynein complex binding. The record is from RefSeq and is a predicted model, not a curated record. The transcript is spliced from 2 exons. Gene Ontology annotation, biological process: mitotic spindle organization. The coding region runs from base 1 to 585 and encodes 194 amino acids. Gene Ontology annotation, cellular component: dynactin complex.
AUGUCGAGCAAACGCCACUCAAUCCUGCCCGCGAUUGACAGAUCCGGCCCCAAGCCACCCGUCAACUUUUCGUCCUCCCUCGUAAUCUCCGACAAUGCCAUUCUACAAGGCACACACUCAAUAACUAUGCAAUCCGAAACGGUGAUUCACCCUCGCUGCCGCUUUGAGUCCAAUGACGGCAGUGUUCUUAUCGGACGACGCUGCAUCAUUCACGAGCGGGCUCACAUCGGGGCCCGACCCGAGAACCCAGAAACUGCCGGCGCGGGAGGUGUUGCUGUCGGUGACUAUGUGCAAAUAGAGGUCGGCUCUAUCAUAGAAUCCGGCGGCACAGAAAUCGGCGAGGGCAGCUUGAUUCAAGUCGGAAGCAAAAUUGGCAGCGGCACCAAGAUUGGAUCGAACUGCACAAUAUCUCCCAUGUCUGUUAUUCCUCCCGGAACGACAUUACCAGACUACACCGUUGUCUAUUCGAACGGCACACAACGAACGGACCAACGCGACGCAUCCGAAUUGAGGAAACUAGGCAUGGUGAAGCAAAUAGCUGUCCUACGGCACAUGAUUCCGAGCAACCCGGACAAGUUCAAGUGA